This is a messenger RNA of Tetrahymena thermophila SB210, 513 nucleotides long. RefSeq lists its product as hypothetical. The record is from RefSeq and is a predicted model, not a curated record. The transcript has a single exon. Lineage: Eukaryota; Ciliophora; Oligohymenophorea; Hymenostomatida; Tetrahymenidae.
AUGAAAAAUUAAAAUAAAUCAAAUAAAAGUAAGUAAAUAAAUUAAUUAAAAAAGUUAUUUUGUUUUAAAUUCAUUUUGACAUUAAAAAUAUCACAAUCCAAAACAAACAAAUAAACUGGUUUUACUCAAAAUCAAGAUCAAGUGUCAAAUUUGAGAGAUUAGUGUACCUUCCUAAAAAAGAGCCCAAGCAUAAUGCACCUUCAUAACCAAUUUAGUUUUUACUUUUUAAAUAUAGAAGAAAAAAUAUAUACUUAGUUAAUUUGUUUGCUAUAAGGAAAAUUUUAAUUAUAUGAAAUGAAUAUAUUAGUAAUAAAAGCAAAAUUUAAAUAUGAAAAAAUAAGUUAAAUUAAUAAAUCAAAAAAAAGUCACACAAGCACAAUAAAAAAAAAUAAAAAAAAUGAAAUAAAAACAAAUUAAAAGAUAGAGAUUAUUUUAAAUUAGUUUUUUAUUUUAAAAAAAACACAAUCCAAACUAAUAAACUAUUUUUUACUAAAGAUGAAGUGCCAAAUUUGA